GUCUGAGGCAGAGAGUGGAGAGUGCAGAGCUUUGCUGUUUGCUGUUUAAUUCCUUUAACUCCACUUAUGUUACGAGUGUUGUGCGUCUGUUCAAAGCUCCAGUGAAGAGUUUAUUGAAGGACAGCGAGAACAUGAGUGAUCCAGAACCCUGCAAAAUUAAAAAAGAAGACUCUGAACAACAAAUAGACCUAAUUGAAGAGAAUGAGGGGAGGAAAGAGGAGGAACAUCAUGUCAAAAUUGAGGAAAAAACUCAUUUAGAGACUGAUGGUAUUUUGAAAAGGAGAGAAAAGAAUUGUUUCACCUGCACUCAGUGUGGAAAGAGUUUCAGCUGCUCAUUACACCUUAAUAAUCACAUGAGGAUCCACACUGGAGAGAAACCAUUCACAUGCACUCAGUGUGGGAAAAAAUUCAGCCAAUCAUCAUCCCUUAAUCAGCACAUGAGGAUCCACACUGGAGAGAAACCAUUCACAUGCACUCAGUGUGGGAAGAGUUUUAACUGCUCAUCACACCUUAAUCAACACAUGAAAAUCCACACUGGAGAGAAACCAUUCACAUGCACUCAGUGUGGAAAGAGUUUCAGCCAAUCAUCAAACUUUAAUCUACACAUGAUGAGCCACACUGGAGAGAAACCAUUCACAUGCACUCAGUGUGAGAAGAGUUUUAAAUGCUCAUCACACCUUAAUCAACACAUGAAAAUCCACACUGGAGAGAAACCAUUCACAUGCACUCAGUGUGGAAAGAGUUUCAGCCGAUCAUCACACCUUAAUCUACACAUGAUGAUCCACACUGAAGAGUAUCCAUUCACAUGCACUCAGUGUGGGAAGAGUUUUAACUGCUCAUCAUACAUUAAUGAACACAUGAUGAUCCACAGUGGAGAGAAACCAUUCACAUGCACCCAUUGUGGGAAGAGUUUCAGACGAUCAUCAUCCCUUAAUCGACACAUGAUGAUCCACACUGGAGAGAAACCAUUCACAUGCACUCAGUGUGGGAAGAGUUUCAGCCUAUCAUCAUCCCUUAAUCGACACAUGAUGAUCCACACUGGAGAGAAACCAUUCACAUGCACUCAGUGUGGGAAGAAUUUUAACUGCUCAUCACACCUUAAUCGACACAUGAGGAUCCACACUGGAGAGAAACCAUUCACUUGCACUCAGUGUGGGAAGAAUUUUAACUGCUCAUCACACCUUAAUCGACACAUGAGGAUCCACACUGGAGAGAAACCAUUCACUUGCACUCAGUGUGGGAAGAAUUUUAACUGCUCAUCACACCUUAAUCGACACAUGAGGAUCCACACUGGAGAGAUACCAUUCACUUGCACUUAAGCAGCAGUCACACUGGACUUUUCUCCCCAUAGACUUCCAUUCAUAUGCACGCGAAUGCAUCAGACAGGAAACAAAGUUUGUGCGUCAAGUUUUGCAGUUCACUGCGUUGCAAAGUUCAAGCUUGGUGAACUCCGACCUGCAAAAUCGCAUCACUUGACUGUGUAAGACCAAUCAUAGAUCAAAACAUGACCUCCCUGGACAGAAAUGUAAAAUAUGGACCAAUCGCUCACUUUUUUAAUGUCUAAUCAUUUUGUUUAAUCCCGCCCUUUUUCGCAGCGCCUUACAACAAAAAUUUGCUUGCUCUAACUCCAGUGUGACCCCAGCUUCGGCGUGGGAUGAGUUUCAGCAACUCAUCAGACCUUAAUAAACACAUGAAGACCCACACAUACACUCAGUGUGUGAAGAGUUUCAACCGAUCAGCAAACCUUAAUGAACACAUUCUUCAUGUUCACUGGUGUGAAAGAGUAUAUGUGCUUUGAGUGUGAGAAGUCUUUAAUUACAGCUACAAAAUUGAAACUGCAAUAAACGAUUCACUGGAGAGACUGUACAGGUGUUCACACUGUGACAAGAGGUUUAAUCAGUUAACACAUCUGAAAACACAAAAGAGGAUUCACACUGGAAAGAAACUGUACAGAUCUGAUCAGUGUCUACUAGGGCUGGGUAUUGUUCUAAAAUUUUCGAUACUGAUACCCUGAAUUCAAUACCGGUUCCGAAAGAUACUUUUUUCGAUACUUUUAUUUUAAGAAAUAUAUUUUAUCAAGAUUAUUUUUUCAAGAUGCUCGUGACACUUUUCACAGCAGGCUUAUUUCUAAGACCAAUAAACAAAUCAACAAAAGCACAAAAUGAACAAAGUGUAGUUAACACAAUAUAUUAGUGCAAACAGUUUUAAUAAAGUUCAAGCAGUUUUAAGUCAAUCAAUUUUAAGUAUUUGUGAGGCUUACUGCAGCUUAAAGGUUUAGUUCACCCAAAAAUUGAAAUUCUGUCAUUAGUUAUCUACAAAUGAAGAUAUUUUGGAUUAAAUCCAAUAGCUUUCUGAUCCUCCCAUGGAUAAAUCAUUGAAUAAAGUUAUUUUUGUUUACUUUGCGCACAGAAGUAUUCCUGCAGCUUCAUAUAAUUAUGAUUGAACCACUUAUAUUGCCUGGACUUAUUUUGACUAUGUGUUUGGUUCCUUUCUAGGCAUUGAAAAAUGCAUAUCCAGUAAAUCUAAUCUUUCUACACAGUAGAAAAAGGCAGCAAACCUUUAACAUAAAAUUUGUAACGGCCCUGUGGCAUUCAUCUUACCUUUCUUUGUUCAUUUUUACUUUUUCUGCCAGUGUAAAUGGAUUAUCACUUGAUGGUCUCCUAAUUCCAGGGUCAGCAGGAGCAGAAACUAUAAUAUUAAUGUGAAGAAAACAUGAAAGCUAAACUGUUGAUGCAGCCAAGGAUAAGGACAUUUAUAUAGGAUAAGUUUAAUGUGAGGUAAACC
Danio aesculapii is the source of this 2784-nucleotide messenger RNA. RefSeq names its product gastrula zinc finger protein XlCGF57.1-like. Gene Ontology annotation, molecular function: DNA-binding transcription factor activity, RNA polymerase II-specific; RNA polymerase II cis-regulatory region sequence-specific DNA binding. Gene Ontology annotation, biological process: regulation of transcription by RNA polymerase II. The transcript is spliced from 3 exons. Lineage: Eukaryota; Metazoa; Chordata; Actinopteri; Cypriniformes; Danionidae. The record is from RefSeq and is a predicted model, not a curated record. The coding region runs from base 132 to 1319 and encodes 395 amino acids.